Saprolegnia diclina VS20 is the source of this 861-nucleotide messenger RNA. RefSeq lists its product as hypothetical. The transcript has 8 exons. Lineage: Eukaryota; Oomycota; Saprolegniomycetes; Saprolegniales; Saprolegniaceae. The record is from RefSeq and is a predicted model, not a curated record. The coding region runs from base 1 to 861 and encodes 286 amino acids.
AUGGUCGACGCAGACGUCGACGAGAUCGGCUUGACGCCGGAGCAAGUCCUUCACUUUGUCGAGCACGGCUACGUCUUGCUCAAGAACGCCUUCUCGUGCGAGACAGCGGCCGCCUGCCGCGAGUUCCUCUGGGAGCGCAUCGCCGCCGAUGGCAUCGACCGCCACAACUCGCUCUCGUGGCCCGAGAAGCAUUGGAUCUCUGAGUCCUACAACGAAGAUACGGGCGGGCCAUGGGCAGGCGUGCUUACGCCUCGCUUGAAGCGAGCCAUGGACCAGCUCUGCGGCAAGGACAGGUGGAACCCGGCCGACCUCACCUGCGGCUGGUGGGUGCUCACGUUCCCGGGGCAUGCGAUGUUGCCGUGGGCACCCGCGGGGCACUGGCACGUGGACGGCGCGAGAUACGUUCACCACGUCGAUAGCAAGGAGUCGGGACUGCUGCCAAUCUUCCUCUUCAACGACAUUGGCCCAGGCGAUGGUGGCACGGCCCUGAGCCCUCGCUCCCACCAGCACGUGGCCCAGAUUCUCAGCAAAGUCGGGCCCAACGGCAUGCGAGGCGGCAAGGUCAGCGCGACGGCCAAGCCGUGGGUCGCCCGCCACAAGGACGAGUACGUCGAGACACAAGGCAAUGCCGGCGACGUCAUGCUGACACACCCUUUUCUGAUGCAUGCGCGCAGCAAAAAUUGCGGCCACGAGGUGCGCUUCAUGUGCAACCCCAACGUGGGACUCAAAGAGCCCAUGAACUUGGCGCGCGACGACGCGUCCGAGUACUCUGCUGUCGAGCAAGCCAUUGUCGAUGCCAUUGCAGCGGCGCCCCAACCGACGCGGCCGCAGCAGCAGAAGCGGAAACGCGACCAAGCGUGA